Messenger RNA from Silurus meridionalis, 2430 nucleotides. It is a transcript of the gene scp2a, whose product is annotated as sterol carrier protein 2a. Gene Ontology annotation, molecular function: acyltransferase activity, transferring groups other than amino-acyl groups. The transcript is spliced from 16 exons. The coding region runs from base 270 to 1886 and encodes 538 amino acids. The record is from RefSeq and is a predicted model, not a curated record. Lineage: Eukaryota; Metazoa; Chordata; Actinopteri; Siluriformes; Siluridae.
GCUUUUAUUUUAUUUAAUUCCCCAUCCAAUUCUUACUUCGCUGGUCCAAUGUAAUCGAAACCCCUAACUCUUUGGAAUCGACUCUUUAGAAUCGACUCCCUGCCUCCUUUCAAAGCCGCCAUCAAGGCAGACUCGACUCUUCAGAAUCGACUCCCUGCCUCCUUUUAAAGCCACCAUUAAGGCAGACUCGACUCUUCAGAAACGAUUCCCAGUAUUGUGAAGGUUGUGUUUGCUUCAGGAGUUCCUCAGUCAGGUGCAGGUCCAGGAAAAUGGCUCCCGCGAAGAACAGAGUGUUUGUUGUUGGGGUCGGGAUGACGAAGUUUGAUAAGCCAGGUGCAAGAGAUGGAGAUUAUCCAGAAAUGGCCAAAGAAGCAGGACAGAAAGCUUUGGCCGACGCAGGAGUGCCGUACUCCGCAGUCGAACAGGCCUGCGUGGGAUAUGUUUACGGCGACUCCACGUGCGGACAGCGGGCUAUAUACCACAGCCUGGGUCUGACGGGGAUCCCUAUAAUCAACGUCAAUAACAACUGUUCCACGGGCUCCACCGCGCUCUUCAUGGCCCGCCAGCUCGUCCAGGGAGGUUUGGCUGAUUGUGUGCUCGCUUUGGGUUUCGAGAAGAUGGAACGAGGCUCCUUGUCCUCGAAGUACAUGGACAGAACCAACCCUAUGGAUAAACACAUGGAGGUGAUGAUCAACCGAUACGGCAUAGCGGCAGCUCCGGCUGCUCCUCAGAUGUUCGGCAACGCUGGGAGAGAACACAUGGAGAAGUACGGAACCAAACCUGAACACUUUGCCAAAAUUGCCUGGAAGAAUCACAAGCACUCAAUUAACAAUCCAUAUUCUCAGUUUCAGGACCAGUACAGUCUGGAGCAGGUGAUUAAAUCACGCAAGGUUUUUGAGUUCCUCACACUUCUUCAGUGCUGCCCUACAUCUGAUGGAGCCGGAGCAGCAGUGCUAGCCAGUGAGGGAUUUGUGAGGAAACACGGUCUGGAGGCCAAAGCUGUGGAGAUCAUCGCUCAGGAGAUGGUCACUGAUCUCACUACAACAUUUGAGGAGAACAGCUGUAUCAAGAUGGUCGGCUACGACAUGACGCGCCUCGCUGCCAAAAAGUGCUUCCAGACAGCAGGCUUGAAACCGGCAGACGUCGAUGUCAUCGAGCUGCAUGACUGUUUCUCAGCCAACGAGCUCAUCACGUACGAAGCUCUCGGUCUCUGUCCUGAAGGUAAAGCCGGAGAUCUGAUUGACAGAGGAGACAACACGUAUGGGGGCAAGUGGGUAGUGAACCCGAGCGGAGGGCUUAUAUCAAAGGGACACCCGCUCGGAGCUACAGGUCUGGCCCAGUGUGCAGAGCUGUGCUGGCAGCUAAGAGGUGAGGCGGGGAAAAGGCAGGUCCCGAGGGCGAAGGUCGCCCUGCAGCACAACAUUGGCCUCGGUGGAGCCGUAGUGGUUACACUAUUCAGGAUGGGAUUCCCUCAGAAUGCAAGGUCGCAGAUUGCUGCGUUUCCCACCAGCGCUGCAGCCGGUCUAGAGGACUUCAAAUCUUAUGCGGUUUUCAAAGAAAUCGAAAAAAGACUGCAGGAGGAAGGAGAAGCGUACGUGAAGAAGAUCGGAGGCAUUUUUGCUUUUAAAGUGAAGGACGGCCCUGGUGGAAAAGAAGCUCUUUGGGUUGUUGAUGUGAAGAACGGGAAAGGCUCGGUGACCAGCGACGCAGAGAAAAAAUCUGACUGUACGAUCGCAAUGUCUGAUGCUGAUCUCCUCGACCUGAUGACUGGGAAACUCAAUCCACAGACCGCCUUUUUCCAAGGCAAGCUAAAGAUUACUGGGAACAUGGGAAUGGCGAUGAAGCUGCAGAGCCUCCAGCUGACACCAGGAAAAGCCAAACUGUGAAGAAUUCGGACUAAAUGUCUGGGUGGAAUCCUGUGGUUAUGGCUUUGGGUGUGCAAUACUGUACAAUCUUAAAUUUAGAGCAGUCACUUCAAAAUGACAAUGACAUCACCACCUCUUGCAACAGUAUAAGAUCAAGCCCUGUAUGUGAUCCAGCUGAAAUUCAGAAUGCUGUUCAGGUUGAGCUGGUGAAUUUGCUCAUAUUUUUUAAUAGAGUAUAACAACAACACUAACAGUUUGAAGCGGUAUGGAUGGUGGUCUCACAUUUCCUUAGUAUCUAGAAAAUACAUCACAUCUUGUGCCUCUACUACAAAGAAUAAACAUUCAUUUAAUCUCUGAAUUGUAACCUGAUAAGAUUUUCCUAGUGUGGAAAGAUAAAUCUGAUGUUGUGUAAUUGUACGUUGGGUCAAGAUGGACCACAGAUUGAUGGGGAAAUGGGUAGAAGACUAUGAUGUCUUCAGUUCACUGUUUUAAUGAUUUCUUGUAACAAAAUGUUUCUAUUUUCAUGCAAAAAUUAUGUGUAAUUAUUAAAAAUAUCAAAUACUGA